CCCCCCCACCUGCACCAAGGAGUAGCGUUUAUGUGUUGUAGCGGAUGGUCACCCCUCCCAAAUCUGUGGCUUCGGUGUGGUCCAAGCUGACUCCUGAGCUUGAGGAUACUUAAGUUGCAGGGAGAGUUUUUGCCCUACAACCCAGGAGUAAAAAGGGAGGUUUUCCUCUUCUGAAGCAGAAUCUUCCUCCUCCAGGCUGGCAACCACUAUGCUGCUGCUGCACAGACCUGUGGUCAUAGGACUUCGACAUGCUUUCAGGACCAAGUCAACUCCCUCAAGGCUCUGCUGUCAAGCAUUUUCUACAAAUGAUUCAUUUCAACCCCAGACCCCCAGCCUCACCUUCUCUGGUGGUAACUCCAGCACUGGGGGAUGGAGAGUCAUGGGGACCUUGCUGGGCCUUGGUGCAGCAUGGGCCUAUCAUGACCAUCGGUGUAGGGCUACUCAGGAGACACCACGAAUGUACACUAAGGAGGAAGUACGUUCCCACUGCAGCUCUGAGAUGGGGAUCUGGGUAACUUUAGGCUCUGAGGUCUUUGAUGUCACAGAAUUUGUGGAUUUACACCCAGGAGGACCAUCAAAGUUGAUGCUAGCAGCUGGGGGUCCACUAGAGCCUUUCUGGGCCCUCUAUGCUGUUCACAACUCGUCCCAUGUGCGUGAGUUACUGGCUCAGUACAAGAUUGGGGAGUUGAACCCUGAAGAUAAUGUACACCCCUCCUUGGAGAACUCUGAUCCUUAUGCUGAUGAUCCUGUGCGUCACCCAGCCCUGAAAGUCAACAGCCAGCGCCCCUUUAAUGCAGAGCCUCCCCCUGAACUGCUGACAGAAAACUAUAUCACACCCAACCCUUUUUUCUUCACCCGGAACCACCUGCCUGUACCUAACCUGGACCCGGAUACCUAUCGCUUGCAAGUAGUUGGGGCGCCUGGAGGUCAGUCACUGUCUUUGUCCCUGGAUGACUUGUAUAAGUUUCCCAAGCAUGAGAUCACAGUCACUCUGCAGUGUGCUGGCAACCGGCGCUCUGAGAUGACUCAGGUCAAAGCAGUAAAAGGUCUUGAGUGGAAGACAGGGGCCAUCAGCACGGCACGCUGGGCUGGAGCACGGCUCUGUGAUGUAUUAGCUCAGGCUGGUCACCAACUCUGUGAAACUGAAGCCCACGUCUGUUUUGAGGGUCUGGACUCAGAUCCCACUGGGACUGCCUAUGGAGCGUCGAUCCCUCUGGCUCGAGCCUUGGAUCCUGAAGCUGAGGUCCUUCUGGCAUAUGAGAUGAAUGGGCAGCCACUGCCUCGUGACCAUGGCUUCCCUGUGCGGGUGGUGGUUCCUGGUGUGGUGGGUGCCCGCCAUGUCAAGUGGCUGGGCAAAGUGAGUGUAGAGUCAGAGGAAAGUUACAGUCACUGGCAGCGCCGGGACUACAAAGGCUUCUCUCCAUCUGUUGACUGGGACAAGGUAGACUUUGAUUCAUCUCCAUCUAUUCAGGAACUACCUGUCCAAUCAGCCAUCACACAGCCUCAAGAUGGGGAGACUGUAGAGACUGGAGAAGUGACCAUCAAGGGCUAUGCAUGGAGUGGUGGUGGCAGGGCUGUCAUCCGGGUGGAUGUGUCUCUGGAUGGGGGACUAACUUGGCAAACAGCUGAACUGGAUGGAGAGGAACAGCGCCCCAGGAAGGCUUGGGCCUGGCGUCUGUGGCAGCUGCAAGUUCAUGUGCCAGCUGAGCAAAAGGAAUUGAACAUCAUUUGUAAAGCUGUGGAUGACAGCUAUAAUGUGCAGCCAGACACCGUGGCCCCAAUCUGGAACCUGCGAGGUGUGCUCAGCAAUGCCUGGCACCGCAUCCAUGUCCAUGUAGCUCCUUGAGAGCGUGGCAUUAAGCCAUCUACACCUAGAACCAUUUUACCCCUUUCACCCAUCCUUUGGCAUCAUUGCCACAGAAAAAGGUUUUCUUCCUUUCCACUUUUUGGAUCCUGAUUCUACUGUCUUCCUAAAUCAUAACCAGAAAUUGCAUAUUUCUACCCAGACACCCCCUCUUUUUAUACUAUAUUACAUACCCCUCUUGAGUUCUGAUCCUGUGCCACGGGGUAGGAGCUCUUGGAGCGAGGGGCUAGAUGUGAGAAAGUACUUUUGAAGGUAAGAAUUAGUUUCUCAUCGUAGUCUACCUCCACUUCUAAUGCCCAUUGCUUUCUAGGCCUUAUUUUGUAUUUCUUGGAUUCUUCAGAUUGUAUGGCAUAAGAAGUGUACAUUACUACUUUCUACUACCUAUCCCCCCCCCUUUAUAACUACUUUUCUAAAGACAUCAAUAAAGUGUCUGCUGAAAGUUA
This is a messenger RNA of Jaculus jaculus (lesser Egyptian jerboa), 2307 nucleotides long. RefSeq names its product sulfite oxidase (gene Suox). Gene Ontology annotation, cellular component: mitochondrion. Bases 209 to 1846 code for a protein of 545 amino acids. Lineage: Eukaryota; Metazoa; Chordata; Mammalia; Rodentia; Dipodidae. The record is from RefSeq and is a predicted model, not a curated record. Gene Ontology annotation, molecular function: oxidoreductase activity; molybdopterin cofactor binding; heme binding. The transcript has 4 exons.